Messenger RNA from Aspergillus wentii DTO 134E9, 1017 nucleotides. RefSeq lists its product as uncharacterized. Lineage: Eukaryota; Fungi; Ascomycota; Eurotiomycetes; Eurotiales; Aspergillaceae. The record is from RefSeq and is a predicted model, not a curated record. The coding region runs from base 1 to 1017 and encodes 338 amino acids. The transcript has a single exon. Gene Ontology annotation, molecular function: hydrolase activity.
AUGGCAUUUGAUUCCCUUGUAUUCUACGUGAAGGUAUACAUCUUGAGAUGGGCAACUCGGAUUCUUGCCUAUCUGGAUCGAAAAAGAUAUCCUGCUUUAUCAAUUACUCCGAGCUCUAAUAGAAGCAUCCUAGUAACUCUCACUUCACCCGGGAAUUUCGACAUCUUUUUCUAUCAUCCUCCCGGUUACGAGACUGCCAAAGAUGCGCAAUACCCCAUUGUGGUCGUUCUUCAUGGAGGAGGCUGGUGUGUAGGACACGCCCGAGAUGACGAGCGGUUCAUUGCCACACUGACAGCGCGCGGCGCCGUCGUCGCAGCAGUCAACUAUCGCCUCUCGCCGGAGCAUCCCUAUCCAGCCCCGCUGGAAGAUUGUCUUAAUGCUCUUCUCUACAUUUGGGAAAAUGCCGCCACCAUGCGCCUGGACAAACACCGCACGUAUAUCACCGGCUUCAGUGUUGGUGGUACCAUGGCGUUUGCCUCACAAUUCAUGCUUUGGAAGGCGCUGCAAGAUGGACAUCCACGGAUUGACCGUGUAGCACUGGGUACGGUGAAAGGGAUUACGGCAUUUUAUCCGCCAAUGGAUCUAACAAGGAGUCGUGCUGAGCGGGCUGCCUCGAACCCGAGCUUUGCUGCGCUUGAGAAGAAGCCCAUUUCCUCUUCCAAGCUGAUCGGUUCGACUUUGGACAGGGCCUACUUUUGGAACGUCCAGAAAAUACCGGAUAAAAGUCAUAGUUACAUUUCUCCGGGGCUUGCUCCGGCUGAGAUGAUCAAAAUCGCCCUCCCAGAGCGGAUACACUUCAAACUGGCUGGUUUGGACCCGUUGCUGGAGGAGGGGAAGACUGCAGCUGCUCGGAUCAAGGCUUUAGGAAAGCAGGUUGAUUGGGAGGUUACGGAGGAUGUGCCGCACUAUUGGGAUCAUCUGGCCAAGACAGAGGAGAUGAAGAAUCUUCGGCAAGCGAUUCAUGAAAAGGCGGCCGAUGAGAUUCAGGAAGUGCUGGAGAUGAAGGACAGUAUAUAG